Messenger RNA from Zingiber officinale, 947 nucleotides. Its product is annotated as EEF1A lysine methyltransferase 4-like. The transcript has 5 exons. The record is from RefSeq and is a predicted model, not a curated record. The coding region runs from base 147 to 629 and encodes 160 amino acids. Lineage: Eukaryota; Viridiplantae; Streptophyta; Magnoliopsida; Zingiberales; Zingiberaceae.
CGGGUGACCCGGGUUCGAUCCCCGGCAACGGCGUGUUCUGUAUUUUUUAAUUCCACUGGCCCGAUAAUUCAUUUUGUGCUGGUUUCUGCUUCAAAGCCAACUCAUGAGCUUCAAUCGACAGAGCAGCUUAGGGCUCACUGCCACCGAUGGACGAUUCAGGCGAUCAAAAUCGCCGCAGCAGUCCCGUUGACUUCGCCCCGCGCACCGCCACCUCCUAUCUCGAUCCCCACUAUUGGGACGAGAGGUUCGCCACCGAGGAGCACUAUGAAUGGUCCAAAGACUACUCCCACUUCCAACACCUCGUCCUCCCCUUCCUCGAUCCAUCCCACUCGGUGUUGGAGAUCGGUUGCGGCAACUCGCGGCUCUGCGAGGAGCUUCGCAAGGAUGGCGUGGCCGACAUGACCUGCGUCGAUAUCUCUCCUGUGGCGGUUGAAAGGAUGCGGAGCCGCUUUAGAGACAAGGGACUUGAAGGCAUCAAGGUGGUUCAGGCCGACAUGCUAGACCUAUCUUUUGGAAGUGAGCCCUUCGAUAUCGUGAUCGGGAAAGGCACCAUGGGGAGGAGGACAAUGAAAAGUGAUGAGUCCGAAGAUGAAAGAUCGAGUGUUCCGUCUUAUCAAUUUAUUACAUGAAGAACUGCACGGCGAAGAUUUUUAGUUAGUCUCAUUGAUUAUCCUUAGAUGAUCGAUUCGAUUUUAUGAAAGUUUUUCAUCGAUUAUCAGGAUAAAUUGAAAAGUGCACGCGACGGUCAGUCCAGAAAUCCAGCAUCCUUUGGUUAUGCCCUCUAUUUGGAGGAAAAUAUUUUACAAAUACGUCAUAACUGGGAUUCGAAUCUCGAGUGUCUGAGUGAUAAUCUGGAUGUCUUAUCAUGAUACCAUGAUCCCAGGGAUUACAUGUUUUAUACCACCUUAUGCAAUGAGCUUGAGAUCUAAAGAAUCAAAUUCUGAUCA